Sardina pilchardus (European sardine) is the source of this 829-nucleotide messenger RNA. RefSeq names its product citrate synthase lysine methyltransferase (gene cskmt). Bases 61 to 819 code for a protein of 252 amino acids. The transcript is spliced from 2 exons. Lineage: Eukaryota; Metazoa; Chordata; Actinopteri; Clupeiformes; Clupeidae. The record is from RefSeq and is a predicted model, not a curated record.
UGGACACUGUGACAUUUAUAUAAAAGACAUCUCGAGAUUUUGGACUGGUGUGACAAGAUAAUGUUGCACAGAGUACAUCCGAGAAGAUGCCAAAUGGUGAUCGAGGUGGCAAGGCGGUGGCACCAAACAAGUUUAACAACUGAAUUGAUUGAGAACAUGGACAAAAAGGCAACAUGGGACCGAUUUUACUCUGAAACCAAUGAGCACACAAAAGAAUUCAAGAACUUUGAGUGGUUCUUCAAAUUUGACGCUGUGCAAGACAUCAUCCUGCCUCUGCUGAAGCCUCCAACAGAUUCAGACGCCUCAGUGCACGUACUGGACAUGGGCUGUGGGACUUCUGCUUUGGGACCUUCCAUUUAUAAGCAUGCACCAUGGCCGGUCAUUGUCACCUGUGUGGACAUAUCCCCAGUUGCCGUAAAGCUCAUGCAGGAACAUAGCAAGAAGACCACUGUUAAGCCUCAAAGUCCACUAUCCAGCUUAGCUUUCUUAGAACUGGACUGCACUCGGCUCAAGGAACACUUCAGGCCACAAAGUUUGGACUUGAUUAUGGAUAAAGGCACCACAGAUGCUCUGCUUAGGUCGCGGGAUGGACAGGUCAAGGCUGGGCAGAUCCUGAGGCAGUGCCUGAGUGUUCUACGCAGCACCGGAAGUCUAAUCCAGCUUUCAGAUGAAGACCCAGAUGCCAGGGUCUUGUGGCUGGAGAAAGAGACACUUGGCACUGGGGAGGUGGCUGCUAAUGUAGGGGUCCAGGAGGUUGGCGAGCUACGAGGAGUGUGCUACUAUUGUUAUGAAAUAACUCCUCGAACAACACAGCAAUGAAGUGUACUCU